CUCAUGAGGACGAUGAAAAAGUUUACUUGCACAGCACGUGAAGAGUAGGACAUUUCCGUCGACCGGUCCCUCUCCCACAGCCAGCCAACCAAGGGAAGCAAACACCUCAACUCCUGGACUUCCACUCAUCUACCCCCCUUUCCCACUCAUUAGGAUGAGCCUCGCAGCCCCCCGAAACAAAGUUAAAAUAUCUGCCGAUCCUCGAAACACUCACUGGGCCAACAACACCUCCAACUUUGGUCAUCGGAUACUCACAUCCCAUGGCUGGACCCCCGGUUCUACCCUUGGCGAUUCUUCCUCUUCUUACCAUGCCAGUGGACACAUCACCGAGGCGUCAAACACUGGUGUGAAGAUUGUCCUCAAAGGGGAUAAUCUAGGUAUUGGGUGUAAAAGUGGUAUCAAAGAUGACGAGUGCACGGGUUUGGACAUGUUCCAGGAUUUGCUCGGUCGGUUGAAUGGGAGGGAGGAGGAGGUUGAGAAGAGGGUUCAACAGAGGAAGGUGGAGUUUGCGAGCGGAAGAUACGGGAUGAAGUUUGUGCAGGGGGAGACGCACAUCAGCAGUGAUGUUGAUAAGCUACUUGAGGAUAUCAGGAAGAUGGAUGAGGAGAAGAGGGGAGCUGCGAAAGAGAAGGAGGAGGAGAGAAAGAGAAAGAAGCGCGAGAGGAAGGCAGCUAAAGCUUCCAAGGUGGAGCAGGAAGAUCAAGCAGGGGAGAGCUCUGCAUCACCACCCGCCGAAGAGCUGGCCAAUAAGGAUAAGAAGAAAAAGGAGAAAAGGCCUAAAAAGCCUGAAUCCUUUACGUCAGCCCCCCCCACUACUACCUCCUACUCUUCGGACUUGGAAUCCAGGUCUAAGAAGCGAAAGCGCACAGACGAUUCUAAAAAAUCCAAAAAGAGAAAAAGGGACAAAAAAGAUAGGGGGAACAAAAGUAAACGAUCCAAAGUAUCCACCGACAUAGAAACACCUGCUUUGACAUCUGGCACUAUAACUCCUACAGCUCUGACCGGAAGACAGGCAAUUCGGCAUAGAUACAUCGCGGCCAAGAGAAGUGCAGUAAUGGAUACGAAAGCUCUGAAUGAGAUAUUCAUGAUAAAAGCAUAAUUCAUGAUUUCAUUAUUAUUAUACCUUACGGGCAGAUGGGCAUAGUGGGUGUGAUAAUUGAGGCGAAUUUGUAUAUAAAAUAAAGGCGCUAUCAUAUUU
This is a messenger RNA of Tuber melanosporum (Perigord truffle), 1198 nucleotides long. RefSeq lists its product as uncharacterized. The record is from RefSeq and is a predicted model, not a curated record. Gene Ontology annotation, molecular function: nucleic acid binding. Bases 155 to 1099 code for a protein of 314 amino acids. The transcript has 3 exons. Lineage: Eukaryota; Fungi; Ascomycota; Pezizomycetes; Pezizales; Tuberaceae.